Molecule: messenger RNA, 1382 nt
Organism: Onychostoma macrolepis
Lineage: Eukaryota; Metazoa; Chordata; Actinopteri; Cypriniformes; Cyprinidae
Gene: atg4b
Product: autophagy related 4B, cysteine peptidase
Exons: 13
Coding region: 47-1321 (424 amino acids)
Molecular function (GO): protein-phosphatidylethanolamide deconjugating activity
Source: RefSeq, a predicted model, not a curated record
CGCAAGAAAACAAUUCCUUUACAUUUCUUUCAUCUGUCUAGAUGUCAUGAAAUUAUUAAAAAGCAAAAUUCUUCUAUCGUCAACCAAGUACGCGCCUGUUAUUGGAGUGGCCGCCUCUACAGUUUGGGAAUUUGUCGUUAAAUAUGCUACUCUAACAUACGACUCAUUGCGCUUUGGAGAGAUCGAAGAUUUCCCAGAGACCUCUGAGCCUGUCUGGAUUUUGGGAAAGCAGUUCAGCGCUCUAACAGAGAAGGAUGAGAUUUUGGCAGACGUCACCUCACGUUUGUGGUUCACGUACAGAAAGAACUUCCAGCCAAUUGGUGGCACCGGGCCCACUUCAGACACCGGCUGGGGCUGCAUGCUUCGAUGUGGACAGAUGAUUCUUGGGCAGGCCUUGGUCUGCAGGCACUUAGGUAGAGACUGGACAUGGAGUCCAGGUCAGCGGCAGAGAGCAGAAUAUAUCAGCAUUCUCAAUGCCUUCAUUGACAAGAAGGACAGUUAUUAUUCCAUUCAUCAAAUAGCUCAAAUGGGAGUCGGUGAGGGCAAGUCUAUAGGCCAGUGGUAUGGUCCGAAUACAGUGGCACAGGUACUUAAGAAACUGGCAGUUUUUGACUCCUGGAGCCGAUUGGCAGUUCAUGUAGCUAUGGACAAUACUGUGGUCAUAGAGGAAAUCAAGAGGUUGUGUAUGCCGUGGCUGGACUUUGACAGGGGUGCAUGUGCGGCUUCUGAAGAGCCUCUGGAAAUGAAUGGCGAUCUGGAGGGGGCUUGCGCUCUGGCAGAAGAGGAGACGGCUCUGUGGAAACCCCUUGUUCUGCUGAUUCCACUAAGACUGGGCCUCAGUGACAUCAACGAAGCCUAUAUUGAACCACUCAAGCAAUGCUUCAUGAUGCCUCAGUCUUUAGGGGUAAUAGGUGGGAAGCCGAACAGCGCUCACUACUUCAUUGGCUUUGUAGGUCAUGAGCUCAUUUAUCUAGACCCUCAUACCACUCAGCCAGCCGUGGACCCACAUGAAGAUGGUCAGUUCCCAGACGACUCCUACCACUGCCAGCACCCUCCCUGCCGAAUGCACAUCUGUGAGCUUGACCCCUCCAUUGCUGCUGGCUUCUUCUGUCAAACAGAGGAUGAUUUUGAUGACUGGUGUGCACAGAUUCGUAAGGUUUCAAACUGUAGAGGUCUUCCUAUGUUUGAAUUGGUAGACAGUCAGCCAUCUCAUCUAAUUACCGCAGAUGUACUUAAUCUCACUCCAGACUUUUCGGAUUCAGACCGGCUCGAACGCUUCUUUGAUUCGGAGGAUGAAGAAUUUGAAAUCCUGUCCUUGUGAAGAACGCUUGCAUUUGCCAGACUUUCAAAAUUCUGUGGUAGAGCCUCUUCAGAGGAAAGAG